This is a messenger RNA of Daucus carota subsp. sativus, 1310 nucleotides long. RefSeq names its product geranylgeranyl transferase type-2 subunit beta 1-like. Gene Ontology annotation, biological process: protein geranylgeranylation. The record is from RefSeq and is a predicted model, not a curated record. Gene Ontology annotation, cellular component: Rab-protein geranylgeranyltransferase complex. Bases 124 to 1062 code for a protein of 312 amino acids. The transcript is spliced from 10 exons. Lineage: Eukaryota; Viridiplantae; Streptophyta; Magnoliopsida; Apiales; Apiaceae. Gene Ontology annotation, molecular function: Rab geranylgeranyltransferase activity.
CAAAGAGAGGGGAAUAUUGUAAUUAUAUGUUUGGUGAACGGAGCCCCGUUUCUGAACACACUCCUGUUACGACGUCGUAAAGACCAGAUUCAGAAGAACCCUAGCCAGCUCAGGUCACUGAUAAUGGGGGAGCUAGCUGCUGAUGCUCAUGUUAAAUACAUUUUGGCGGUUGAAAAGAGGAAGGAUGAUUUUGAGUCUGUUGUGACUGAGCACCUGCGAAUUAAUGGGGCGUACUGGGGAUUGACGACGGUCGAUAUAUUAGGGAAGUUGGAAGCUGUGGAUCGGGAAGAGAUUGUAGCAUGGGUCAUGAAGUGCCAACACGAAUCUGGUGGAUUUGGCGGUAACAUCGGACAUGAUCCUCAUUUACUCUAUACCCUUAGCGCGGUACAAAUUUUGGCAUUAUUUGACAGAAUAAAUGUUCUCGACAUCGAUAAGGUUUCAAAUUAUAUUGUUGGCUUACAAAAUGAAGAUGGGUCAUUUUCAGGGGAUAUUUGGGGAGAAAUUGACACACGGUUCUCUUAUGUGGCUAUCUGUUGUCUCUCACUGCUGCGUUGCUUGGAUAAAAUAAAUGUGGAAAAGGCUGUAAGCUACAUUGUAAGUUGCAAGAAUCUCGAUGGGGGAUUUGGAUGCACGCCUGGUGCAGAAUCUCAUGCAGGGCAAAUUUUUUGCUGUGUUGGUGCUCUUGCUAUAACUGGUUCUCUGCAUCAUGUUGACAAGGACCUCCUAGGAUGGUGGUUGUGCGAGCGACAAGUUAAAUCUGGAGGUCUAAAUGGUCGCCCUGAGAAGCUUCCUGAUGUCUGCUACUCAUGGUGGGUCCUUUCUAGCUUGAUCAUUAUAGACAGAGUUCAUUGGAUUGACAAGGAAAAACUUGUUAGAUUUAUUUUGGAUUGCCAGGAUAAGGAGAAUGGAGGUAUAUCCGACAGACCGGAUGAUGCUGUUGAUGUGUUCCACACAUAUUUCGGAGUUGCUGGUCUCUCCCUGCUUGAAUAUUCAAAUCUGAAAGCUAUUGAUCCAGCUUAUGCAUUGCCUGUGGAUGUGGUGAAUAGGAUUUUCCUCAAGUAAUUCAUGGAUUACUGGACACAAGUCACCAGACAAUUAUGGCUUUUUCUCUCAUUGUUUUUUGUAUAUUUCAUAUUUAUAAAAAUGGUUCUGUAUCACAGUUGACAGUAGUGCUAGUUACUGCAUCUUUUGUAUCGAAUAGCUUUAGAAUAUAGUUCUAGUAUUAGAAACGUUUUGUAAUGGUGGGCUCAGAAUUGCACCUGCACUGCAAGUUGGAGUUAUAUUCAUUAUCAGAUUCGUGAUAUUAAAUC